AUGAAGCUCUCCGCAUUCAUUAGUAUCUACAGCGCCUCACUCGUCAUUGCAGGGUUCCUGGAUGUCCGUCAAGAUGGGUGUCGUCAAGAUGAUUGCUAUCGCGCCCUCUGGGGCACUGAUCUAGGCUCGGAACACCCUUUCGUUGCCUAUGCCGAUUGCCAGCAGCACCUUACAACGACUACCUUCUAUCGUCCGAUCACCACCGUCACAACUGUGACCAAGACAACUACGACUACGACUACCCCCUGCCCUACCAUUCCAACGACCACUAUAAUCUUACUUCCACCAGGCCCGACAAUCACUCUGUCAGCAGAGGUCAUGAAGAAAGUCAAAGCGCGUCAAGCACUGCCAACUGAGUGGUUCACAACAACGACCCGCGGUCCCUUCCCUCCGUAUGCUACCGAUAGAUGGAUCCCUUCAGUUGCUUGGUUCUACGACAACUGUCACCACAGCAACUACAAUCACGGAUACUUUGACGACUGGCACACCUUGCGGAACUUCCCCCGGCACCUCGUCACACACAUCCUCCGCUCCGGAGACUACACUCACGACAACCUCUCAAACAAGUAG
Cucurbitaria berberidis CBS 394.84 is the source of this 570-nucleotide messenger RNA. RefSeq lists its product as uncharacterized. The coding region runs from base 1 to 570 and encodes 189 amino acids. NCBI's taxonomy places the organism in Eukaryota, Fungi, Ascomycota, Dothideomycetes, Pleosporales, Cucurbitariaceae. The record is from RefSeq and is a predicted model, not a curated record. The transcript is spliced from 4 exons.